UGGUGAGAAGAAGGAUUGGUGUAGAUUCAGUCUUGUUUUAAUCCAGUAACAUUAUCAAACAGCUAGUUACAACGGAAACCAUAAGAUGUAUGUGAGGUUGUGAGUAAGAGGAAGCAUGAGAUACGGCCGAUGAGUUCCUGGUCGUGGCAUCUUUAGGUAAAAUAUCAGUGGAGGCACUUUCAUCCAAUGGCGAAGCGUCGCCUGUUGUCGCUUUGCCACAAACAAGCUGUUCAGCCCAAAAUGAGUAGCGUCUCCGUCGCCUUUGACAAACGACACCAUUAGUAGCGAAGACGCAGGUGAAGGGCGAAGUGGUAGUGCUGGUGGUAAGAAAGAUGGCAGUCUUGGUAGAGCGGGCAGCGACGAACCUUCCAUCCGUAUCUUCCCUCGCUGUGAUAAAGGAUGCAGUGGACCGUAUUGGUGUGGUUUUGUUGCCUUCUCGUGGUCUCCCUGGCGGGAGAGCAGGCGAAAGAAGAGAAGAUGAAAGAAUCAGACCUUACCGGCAGAUUUAUUGCAAAAAUCAAAACGAGGACUCGACUUAUCUUCACCACUGACACUACAACAGUCCCUUACACUUGCGCCACCUUCAGCUCAGCCGUGUGUAGGCGCCGGCGAAGGUUCCAACGCCAGACGAUAGAAGAUCUCGAGGAAAAAUUAGACGACAGUCCAGUGGAGUUAUUCAGUGGGCAGGAGCUUCAUGACGUACCAGUUGAGGAGAAGAGAAAGGAGAAGCGUCUCGGUAUCACAAUUCUCGGCACCGUAACCACCACAACCUUCACACUCACAUCUACCUCCACCAACAGCGCCACCACCUUCUCAGUCUCCUACUUCUGCUCGGCGCCCAACGUUGUGUUCCCUCCAGGGUGUUAGUGACUGAGAGCGACUAUGCAAACAGGACAGGAAUCAAGAGACGGAAAGGAGCCAAGAGUUUUUUUUUUUUCAUAUUGCUGAAGGAUUUAUGUUCACGAAAGAUACCAAUAGGUGCGCUAUACACUGGCUACCAGAAACUCUGCGUAUAUUUAUGGUUUUAUCUACGUAAUAAUGAAAAUGGGUUAAAGAAAGAAAUGUACCUACAUUUUAUAAGGUUAAAAAUCUCAAUUUCCUUUUCAUGUGACUUUUAAAGCAUUUUUAACCAUGAUUAUCUUCUGCUAUCAUUCAGAAUAGUUGAAAACAUAUUACAUAGACAAAAUAAAGAGAAAUAAAUUAUUCGUUUCAGUUUCAUAGGCUACAUGAGUAUUCAUCUUGCUUCAGUGCAAAAAUAAGUGUGUGGAAAGUUGUAAGGGAUUAUGGAAAAAGAAAAUAUAGCAGUGAAAGAGUGAUGGUCUCAUUUGGACGAUAAGAAUGAAAUUAUAGAUGUUCUGAAUCUCUCUCUCUCUCUCUCUCUCUCUCUCUCUCUCUCUCUCUCUCUCUCUCUCUCUCUCUCUCUCUCUCUCUCUCUCUCUCUCUCUCUCUCUCUCUCUCUCUCCGUUCCUUAUUUGCCUCUUUAAUGCCAUAUAGUGCAUAAGUUGUUACUUAUAACGAGGGGUCACAUACUGUAAAAAACACAUAAUGUAUUCUCAUAAAUCAUGCAAAACUA
Messenger RNA from Portunus trituberculatus (swimming crab), 1573 nucleotides. RefSeq lists its product as uncharacterized. The coding region runs from base 400 to 867 and encodes 155 amino acids. Lineage: Eukaryota; Metazoa; Arthropoda; Malacostraca; Decapoda; Portunidae. The record is from RefSeq and is a predicted model, not a curated record. The transcript has 5 exons.